AUCCAUUGUAUGCAAAAUCCAUUACUCACAAAUACCAAAUCCCAAUCCCAAUCCUUAACGGUCCAGGCGACCCCCACAAUAAAAAGAAAAAGAACGAUCCCUAUCCAAUAAUCCAUGUCCGCAGAGACCACCUUCUACCAAUCAGCCAAGCUCGUCUUUUAACAUCCCUGCCCCCGUUAUAUCCGGAUGCUGAGUUAUUAUGUACAGCGACAAAGCCCUUGGCCUUAGGUCGGUUCAAGGUUGGGUUCGGUUUCUUUAUUAUUAAAGAUCAUGUACCUCUCCCCCUUCCCUCUUGCGCUCUUACAUUCCUGUCGCAUGAUCUAGAAAUUACGUCGCGUAUGUGAUUAUUCAAAGUCAAGCCGGCGACCUUCGAUAUUUACCUUGGACGGACAACUCACCUCAGUAUUCCUAACCACCCCGUCUUUGGUUAGCUGGGUGAUCUUUGGUACGACAGCGACUAAUAGAGCUGGGUCAAAGCUCUUCCCCCGCCAUCCGCAAUCCACCAUCCGCAAUACCGUCGUGCUGUUGACGAAUACGACAAUCAACUGUGAGGGACGACACACGAGAACUACAAGAACUACUCCGAUUGUCGUAUCUUCGUCGCACGAGACGAAAGGGAUCCGAUGCGGCAGACAAGCACCACAGUUGUAGAAACGGAGACACAGCUCCCUCUGGGAUGGCGUGAGAGGUUGAGUCCGUCUAAGCUCAGCACGAUACCCGGUCGUUACAAUCUUCCUCGAAUGUUUAGAAAAUCCGGCCAUUCUACAAAACAGAUGCGUGCACAUGUUCCGACGAAGAGUAUCGCUGCUCUCAAAACAUCAUUUAAGAUCACGGAUACCUUCGAAUUAUUGAGGACGAGGAAAUGGAGCGUAUUCGACUUGCAGUAUGCUGUGGUGACCGCAUUAUGCAUCUUCUCCAUAUGGAUCGUUGAGCCUUCUGCGCCUAUCAUAAAGACCGCCGCCGGUCUUGGAUACCUUUUGCUGCUUUUAAUGCCCGCAACGAGUCAAUUCUUUCUACCUUCUUGGCCUAUAUGGACUUACCUCCUAUUCUUUUUCUCCAGCCGAUUCAUCCCUUAUGAUGUUCGCCCAGACAUCUUCGUAAAAGUUUUGCCAGCUUUGGAAGAUAUCCUAUACGGAACCAACUUCUCCAACUUCUUCUCUAAAUGGACGCACCCUGUCCUUGACGUUAUCGCUUGGUUCCCAUAUGGCAUCGGUCACUUUGGUCUUCCCGCUAUUUGCUCGGCGAUCAUGUUUAUCUUCGCCGCCCCUGGCACCGUCCCGAUGUUUGCGAAGAGCUUUGGGUGGAUGAGCACGACAGGAGUAGCGAUACAGCUGUUCUUCCCUUGCACACCUCCAUGGUACGAAAGGCUGCACGGUCUGGAGCCCGCAAAAUAUGGUAUGCAGGGUUCCCCCGCCGGCCUAGCGCGGAUCGACGCCCUAUUUGGAGUCGAUAUGUAUACUACUAGUUUUACUACGGCGCCCGUCCCCUUUGGAGCCUUCCCGAGUCUUCACGCCGCCGACGCGAUUCUCGAGGCUUUGUUUAUCAGCCAUUGCUUCCCGAAGUUGAAGGGUUUAUGCUUCUUCUACGUCUGCUGGAUCUGCUGGGCUACGAUGUACUUGAAUCACCAUUACGCUGUUGAUUUAUUAGGCGGCGGGAUUAUCGCCUACUCGAUCUUCUUUACGGUUAGGAAGUUUUGGUUACCCCGGCCACAGGCCGGUAAGAAGUACCGGUGGGAUUAUGAAUACGUGGAAGUUGGUCAGUCGAAGAAGAACAAGGCGUUGGAUGAGGAGCUUGGAUACUCGUCCAUCGGCGCGGGCAAGCGGAGUGAGGAUUGGGGCGACGAGUUUACCGUCCUGGACAGCUUCAUGCACUCCGGGUCGUCGAGUGGUAGCUCGAGCCCGACGUCUACUGUCCGCAGCGACAGGAGUAAUAGGCGGACCGAUUGACGAUUGGGGUCGGGGUAAUGAUAUGGAUACUAUUUAAUUGCAUAGACGAGACGAGAUGCCUCGGAUAUUAUGAUACCACGAUACACUACUAAUUACCAGAAAUAAAAACAACAAAUAAUGAUACCAGAGCUUC
This is a messenger RNA of Annulohypoxylon truncatum, 2079 nucleotides long. Its product is annotated as PAP2-domain-containing protein. Bases 624 to 1946 code for a protein of 440 amino acids. The transcript is spliced from 3 exons. NCBI's taxonomy places the organism in Eukaryota, Fungi, Ascomycota, Sordariomycetes, Xylariales, Hypoxylaceae. The record is from RefSeq and is a predicted model, not a curated record. Gene Ontology annotation, molecular function: inositol phosphoceramide synthase activity. Gene Ontology annotation, cellular component: inositol phosphoceramide synthase complex. Gene Ontology annotation, biological process: inositol phosphoceramide metabolic process; sphingolipid biosynthetic process.